CUUUCUUCUCUGUGCUUUUGCGAUGACAUUUGGAUUUGUUUUCAUUUCUGAAAACGCUACACGUGCAUUGCAUUCAUCCUCCUUCAAACCAAUUGAAUCGUCAAGUUUUGAAUAAAAUAACGAAAUAGUUUAAACAAAUCUUUUAAAAACAAUGUCCGAUGAAGUGACCAAUAAUCCUGCUGCGCCACCCUUUAAGCGAAAUAAGAAAAAGAAGAAAAAUGCUCGAUUCCUUCGUAAUGCCAAGGGUUUUGCUAAGCAGGGCAUAUUCGGAAGAGGAACACAUAUCGACGAUGACCAAUACAACUAUUUCAUCAACAUUCUAGAUACUAUGAAACUUGGUUUUGAAGAUGUAGAGGAAAAAGUUAUGAUGGCCAAUAAUGUCUUUGAACAGUCGAAGGGAAUCGAAGUACAUUUGGCCUCGAAUCAAAUUGUAUGUAAAGUAUUGGAAUCUUUAUGUGGAUUUGUGGAACCUGCCCAGUUGGAAUCAUAUUUUCAAGCAUUCGCUGACAACUUUCGUCCCAUUUGCUCGGAUCGCUUUGCUUCACAUGUGUUACAGAAAAUGGUGGAAAUUGCCUUCCUGAGAUGUGUUAAAAACGAGAAGGCAAAAAGUGCUAAACUCGAUGAAGAGGACGAAGAUGAAGCUGAGCAUGGUCCACCAAGUAAUAAGAAAACGAAAAUGUCUCAAAGUGUUGCUAGCGAAGAGCGAUACAACUUGGAUACUGAUUUUCCCGAAGAACACAAACAAAAUUGUGCAAAUUUUGUGUUAAGAGUGGGCAAAUUUAUGUUGAAUAAUUUAGAAGAUUUCGUUUGGGAUUCCUGUGCCAGUCACAUAAUGCGCACAUGUAUUCUAUGUCUCUCGGGAGUCCAUGUACCCAAAGUUGCCUUUGAGAAAGGAGGAGCUUCAAUGGCACAAGAACGUAAGGUAUAUGAAGUUUCCGAAGAGUUCCAUGAAGUUGCCAAGGAAUUUGCCCAACGUUUAGAAAUGUGGCCACAAUUUCCUGACUUUCCAUAUGAUGAGCAUUCAUCGGCCCUACUGAGUGUAUUGUGCGUAGCUCUAAAGGCCAUUGAUAAAAACAUGUUAAAACAUUUUGGUAAAAAGAUUUUGAUGGAAGCACUGCUUAAAGUGGACGAAAAUGGAGAUGAUAAGAAAAUCGAAAUAUUGGACGAUGAAGAAGAACAAAAAGCAAAGGAAGGUGAAUCGGAGAACACAGCAGAACAAUCCAGUGUACCAACGCCCAAAUUGCCAAAUGUAUUUCUUUAUCAAAGUUCUGUUAGAUUAUUGGAGACACUGAUAACGGUGGCUGGUCCCAAACUUUUAACUCAGCUAUAUGCCAUGCUAUUCACCAGUAAAUUGGCCAUAUUGGCUAAAGAACAUAUGACACAUUUUUCUGUGAAAAAACUACUGGACAAUAUGAAGGAAAAGGAAGAUUUCGAAAAUGUUUUCCAAGAACUACAUGAGCACACCGAGGAAUUACUGAAAAUCGGCCAUACAGCCAUAAUAUAUGGCCUCUCAUCGGCCUGUCUACGUCUUCAAACCAAACAAGGACAGUUUAUUUCCGCUUUACAACAGGCAUUGCAUGUCAACGCCGACAAAGAGAAAAUGAAAUCGUUCUUCUUGUGUUUGAUAAAGUUGAAACCAUUUGAAAUAUUACAAGAGGAUAAAUCGAAUUUUGUCCAUUUACACGGUUCCCUGAUAAUACAAGAUAUUUUGCGGUUUAACAAACCCAUUUUCCUUGUGAAUUGCAUAUUGGAAACAUCGUCUGAGUACUUGGUGUCUGUAUUCAACACACCCAAUGGUUCGCAUAUCUGUGAUGCAUUUUUACAAAGUAAAUUUAUUGGUGAGAAAUCACGUGAAAAGUUAAUCAAACAUUUGGAAGGCUAUUAUGUGGAUUUGGCCAUAACGAAAUUUGGCUCCCGCGUUGUUGAGUCAUGUUUUGCGGCAGCAUUGGAGCCACAAAAGGCGAAAAUUGUCAAGGAGUUGGCGGAGAAAUCAAAUAUGUUGAAAGGAUCUCCAUUUGGAAAAUUAGUUAGUGCCAAAUUACGAGUAGACACAUAUCGUCUAUCGGCUGAGCAGUGGAAGGCAAGUCUAAAGAAAAAGGAAUCAAAAGCUCAAGAACUAUUUAAAGAUAUAAUAAAUUGAUAUGUUGACAAAAACAA
Molecule: messenger RNA, 2157 nt
Organism: Musca domestica (house fly)
Lineage: Eukaryota; Metazoa; Arthropoda; Insecta; Diptera; Muscidae
Exons: 2
Coding region: 152-2140 (662 amino acids)
Biological process (GO): endonucleolytic cleavage in 5'-ETS of tricistronic rRNA transcript (SSU-rRNA, 5.8S rRNA, LSU-rRNA); ribosomal small subunit export from nucleus; endonucleolytic cleavage to generate mature 5'-end of SSU-rRNA from (SSU-rRNA, 5.8S rRNA, LSU-rRNA)
Cellular component (GO): nucleolus; 90S preribosome; preribosome, small subunit precursor
Molecular function (GO): RNA binding
Source: RefSeq, a predicted model, not a curated record